AUGGCCGCAGAGAAAAAGCCUCUUCCACGCUUCCACUUUGUCGACGAGAAUGACCCCGAGAAGCGCCACAAGUCCCGGGCGCAUCUUGCAAGGGAGUUGCACCGGAUGAAGCGUCAGCGCAGAAAAGUCCAUCUCUCAAACCUCGCCGUUUCCCACACAGAUCUGCGCUUCGACCAAUUCAAAUGGCCCAUCGAUGUCGCGCUCAGGGCUGCCUGUCCACCGACCGUCCAUCUCCCUCUCCAAACGGCCUCGGACAGAUGUCUCUUUCAUCACUAUACCACUGUGAUGCCGGAGCUGUACAGAGCACGAUGGAAACACAUGGGCGACGCAAAUGCCGUGAGAGACCUGUUCCAGCUCUACUCCCGUGACGAGGUGUCUUUCCGGGCCAUGUUGUUCGAUGCCGCAACUCAUCGGUCAGCCCUGCAGGGGAUACAAGCUCCGCUGGAAUACGAGAACCAGCUUCUGCGAAGUGUCAGGUCCAACCUACACACUCCCAGCACGGGUGUCAUUCUGGGCACGGCCCUUCUCUGCAGCCUCAAGUGUAUGGAAGGGGCCGACGGUGCCUCACACUGGCUGGCGUUCAGGGAGAUGAUAUCGUUACACGGUGGCCUGUCUUCGUUUGUGGGCGACUAUCUCAUGUUCACAAAGCUCGUUUGGACCUUCGUGGCCCUGCCCGGACCUCUGACGGGGUUCGACUUCGCUCCAGAUCUAGAGGCCGGACUUAGGGAUCUCAAUGACCUGCUUCGAAGUCGUCAGAAAGCCCUGGUGGAUCUUUUACCCACCUCCGAGGCAGAGAUGGAUCGCUUGACCGACUUGAGGAGAAUCAAGGCGUUUCAAGCCUCGACCAUGAAGAAGCUGCUUCAGACACCAACCUCGGAACAUCCAACGGAACGGAACUGCCGCCUAGCAGUCAUUUUGUUCCUCACAUCGGCACUCAUGCAGCACGGAGAUUUUGACCCGGCGACUGAUUCGUGCAUCGACGCCAUCAGCCAGCACCUCGAAGAAGCCCGCGACGACGCGUCGAUAUCGCCUGUCCACCUGAUGUGGUUCUUGGUCCGGCUGAGCGUCUCGGCCUCGAUUGGCGAGAGGUACGCCCAGGUCUGGAUCGGGGUCGUACGCAUGUUGGCGGCGUUUCACCGACUGGCGCCCCGGGUGCAGAAUGAUGCCGAGAGACUUCUUUUCACGUCGCUGGAGAUGCCCGAGAUGGUUGACCGCCAUAUACACUCCGGAUGGGGACUCGAUGCGGAAUUGCAGAUCGAUGCAGACCCAAUGCGUCGUCGGAUAGUGCACGGUCGCUCCGUCCCCGCAGAGUGCUUUUGCGAGCUCCUCUGGUUCACGGCGCCUCCGGAUGGAUAG
Molecule: messenger RNA, 1356 nt
Organism: Fonsecaea nubica
Lineage: Eukaryota; Fungi; Ascomycota; Eurotiomycetes; Chaetothyriales; Herpotrichiellaceae
Exons: 2
Coding region: 1-1356 (451 amino acids)
Source: RefSeq, a predicted model, not a curated record